Suillus subaureus is the source of this 1444-nucleotide messenger RNA. RefSeq lists its product as uncharacterized. Lineage: Eukaryota; Fungi; Basidiomycota; Agaricomycetes; Boletales; Suillaceae. The coding region runs from base 236 to 1174 and encodes 312 amino acids. The transcript is spliced from 2 exons. The record is from RefSeq and is a predicted model, not a curated record.
GGUUCAUGAUCCUCAAAUUUCUUUUGUGGGUGCCGGUUUGCAUGCUGGACACUGACAAGAACCAUCUCGUUAACCCACGAUCAUGACACACCGUAGAUCCGAAUCUCAUUGGAUGCCUAGUAAUCAAGAUAAUUGCAUACCGAGGCCACGAUCUUCAGGGGUCUCUGGAUGCCCAUACUUAUAAACUCGUUGUAGGAGUGGCCCCAGGUCUUACUAUCAUAUCUAUCCAUAACCAAUGUCUGUCAUCAAAAAGCUACAAGAAACCUGGACUUCGAGUUCCAUCACGACAUUAUUUCGUAUAGGCUCCUUGGCCAGUACCCCUUCCAGGCAGGCUUUUCAAUCCCCGGUUGCGGGUUUCAGCUGGCGUCUGGUUGUUCAUCAUGGUAGAGAGCCACCGCACCGCCCCAAACAACGGCUUGUUAGACCUUCGAAGUACCAGCUAUUUUUCAACUCUUGUAACUGUCCCGGUACAUGGCAUGGUACACCGGUCAAAGUUACGGUUUCUAUUCCGUCGCAUCUUGAUAGCGACACACCCUUCUGCAUCAAUCCUAUUGGCACGGUCCUGGGCACUGAGCUGCUCAUUAGUACAUGUUCCGGUCUGCAGCUUCAGGAUGCUCUCGUUUCAUUGGAGGUCACCUUUACCAACCCACUGACGUGCAAUCUACUCGAUGUACUUGCCAACGGUGUGCUUAUACCAGGCGCACCGCUGGCAACCAGCGCUAAAGAGCCCUUCGUGCCUCAGGCCUGCUGUGCCCUUCGUGCCCUCGAGCAAUCGCUCAAGACAGGGACAUCAUUUGACGUAGUAUUCCAAGCUUACACUCGUCGUUUGUCUCCUGGAAGCGUCACCAGACCAAUUCCGAUCUAUGCAAACACCGCUGUGCUGCAAACCACAACAAUUUUACCAGAUUUCGCCGAAGAAGACCUUGAUUUCUCCUCCCUCUUUGAACUGUCUGAAAGCGACACUCUCCCUUUUAUUUCCCUGGAAAGUUAUGAAUACGAAUCUGACAGCGAUCUGGAAGACGAUAGCGAUAAUCACAGCGGUAACAGCAGCAACCACAACAAUCUGGCGGUGGUGCAACCUGCGGAGGAAUUGGUCACUGGUGAUGAAGCUGCAGCAAGUCAUGACGAGCGAUCUCUCACCCCAGAAUCUCCUGAAGGUUUGUUUAUCUGUUAAAGCUUUAAUCUUAUUGCUUCAUCGAUUAUAAUUCGAAAGAUACGACUGAUAUUGGUUCAAUCUCGUCUUUCUCCAACCUAGAAGGUACUGAAACGCCAAACGUCAUAUGUAUGUCGAAUUAACGUUGUUAUGUACAUCAGGAAAUCGUGAGUUUACUUAAUCCUUACUUAUUUCGACCUUUUCCCACUUAUUUACAAUGGAUCUACUUUUUUUCUGAAAUUUGACAACUGCUUUAAAAUUGAGUAUUACAAUAUGUUUGUUGGGCCUGAG